Molecule: messenger RNA, 1517 nt
Organism: Ectocarpus siliculosus
Lineage: Eukaryota; Phaeophyceae; Ectocarpales; Ectocarpaceae
Source: the annotation of a GenBank genome assembly
CGUGGCCGAGGUUUGUCAACCACCGGUGGGGUUCCAAGGCUGAGGUGUUCGAGUUCCUGAGCACCCAGCUGCCGGCCAUCGAGGACUUCAUCCGCACCUUCCGCAACUCCGACGGGAGGCGCAACAAGACAUGCCAGGCGCUGCAGGACAAAUACCUGGACAACGUCCACGAGCGCAGGUUUCUGCUCCUGGAGCUUGCCAUGUACAGGGACGUCUUGUUGACGUUCAAGACAGCAUGCUUGGCAUUGGAGGGGGACGAUGCCCUGGUGUUCAAGGCGUACGACAUCAUCCAGAAAGUGGUGACAACCCUGCGGCUGGACGACCUGAACGCCUACGUGUCCCUCCCCAACGUCGAAGCUCUGCUCCGAGGAAACCACGAGGGCACACCGGAUGAGGCCACGUUAGCCUCUUUGCGCUCACACGUCACGGGCUGCCUCAAGGACAUCCGCAGCUACUCAAGCAGCCAGUUCGGCGACGGCAUGGAGGUCAAGUUCCGCCGCGAGCUUGACCUCUUCAAGGCCGCGCGGAUCAUCAACCACGUGCACGUCCGCCAGCAACCUCUCGACGACAUCGACCCCGAAGUGUUGAGCAUCUUUCCUUUCAUCAGUUCGGGCGACAUCACCAACCUCCGCGCGGAGAUGCCCGAGUACAUGAACGCCGUCACCCGCGUGAGGUCGACGUACCCGGUGCGGAGUUUCUGGGUGGACAACGCGUCAACUCUUCCCGCGUGGUACGCUGUCGUGGAGAAGCUGUGGUUGGUGCAGCCUUCGUCAGCUAUGAUGGAACGUGUUUUCUCCGUCCUCAACAACGUGUUCGGAAAGCAGCAGCUAUCUUGUCUGAACGACCUCGUGGAGACGACGGUCAUGGUGCGGUUCAACGAGACUGACCGCACCAAGGGGUCGGCUGCCCAAGCUGCAGCCUUGGACGACGAGGAAGAACACGAGGGAGGGCCUGCCCAAGCUGCAGCCUUGGAGGACGAGGACGACGAGGAUGAGGGCGACGAGGACGAGGACGAGGAAGACACCGGGAGCGGACAGGACUAAAAGAAACACACAACAAGUCGUGUGUGUAGUUGUUUGACGUCACACCGACCGUCACAGGCCUUGGACAUGACGCAUUUUUCCUUGAUGGUAGUCGGACGAAACAUCGCGCUCUUACUGUUGGGUGUGGUGUGUGGUGUUCUCUUGGAGAUCGUGCGUUUGAUGUAGCAAUUAGUUUUAAAAUUGGUUGCAGAUUUGCAGCGAAGGGGCUCAACCAGAGUACCAUAUUAUUGAUGUUUUUCUUGCUUGCGUUGCAAAUGGCAAAUGGCAUGCGUGCGCCUUGCUGGCACCCCCGGGUACCCACGUUACAGUAGAAAGUAGAUAUCUUGCAACGGCUCUGUGAACCAACGAACGCGUCUACUACUCUGUUGACUCAAGAUAGAAAUGAGCAAAAAUAAACGUAAAACCUGGAUCGUUUUUGGUACAGUAGUGUCGUACCAAGGGUAUAUAUACCAAGAUAACAAGAGGGUCUCUAGG